GUUAUAGCUUUCCCAAGGCGCAGAGCACCUUCGUUGGAGCGUUCGUACUGGGCGAUGAAGUAAUGCGAUCACGUCUCGUCGCUACAUCUGCAUGACAUCUUCAAGGCGUACAGGACCUUCGGGCGUACAGGAUCUUCGUGGGAGCGUUCGUACUGGGAAAGAUACGGUGAAGCUGAUUUGGCCACGUUGGAUUACCAUCACCAGCAUGUACAUCUGGACGUCGCUCUUCGUACUCACCGAGGGACCAUGCUUCGUCGCCUGCGUCGGUCGCGAGUGUUUCGCGAGUGCACCGGGGAGGCUUCAAAUUCGGACUUUGAAGCCUCCCAUACGCGGAAACUCGGAAUUUCCGAGAUCCUAUGUCUCGGAAACUUCGAGUACGAUUCUCGGGGUCUCCAAAAUUAUGGAUCCUCGAGAUCUAUAAUUUUGGAAACCACGAGAAUCGUAUUUCGAGGUUUCUGGGACUUAGUAUCUUGGAACUUUCGAAUUUUCGUGUAUGGGGGGCCUCUAGUUCGAAUUUGGAGCUUCCAACGUCUGGGCAAAGUCCCGGACGGUCUUCGAAUUAAAAAACCUUUCGCACUAAACCUGGUAGCCGUGAAAAAUUUAAUUUUGUAAAAAAAAUAAAACACGUACAGGGUU
Agrilus planipennis (emerald ash borer) is the source of this 636-nucleotide messenger RNA. RefSeq lists its product as uncharacterized. Lineage: Eukaryota; Metazoa; Arthropoda; Insecta; Coleoptera; Buprestidae. The transcript is spliced from 3 exons. The record is from RefSeq and is a predicted model, not a curated record. The coding region runs from base 92 to 421 and encodes 109 amino acids.